AUGCCCGUCUUAUCAUACGGGUUGAAUGUUACCAAGAAGCCUCCAUUAGGUCAAAGACCACCUCCUGCAAAGCGAAAAACGAUCUUCGAUGAUGACUCUGGGCCUGAAGAUGGCCCUGACGAAGAGGAGACGUCGGAAUCGAUAUCCACGAUAGGCGGGCUUCAAACGUCAAGACGCCCUGAGUCCUCAACAAAGUCGAAGCCUUCAAACACUACACCCUCCAACUCCACCUCGAAAGCAUUUAAGGCCCCAAAUAUUUCUCAAUUCGGGGAUCUGUCAAGCAGGCAUACCACCAAGCAGCACUCCAAGCAAGCGCAGGAGAUCGAUCCCUCAAUCUACGAUUAUGACGCAGCCUAUGAUUCUAUCCAUGCCACAUACAAUACCCUUAACGAUGCCGAGACCACCAAAGCUGAUCUAGAGAAGAAACCUAAAUAUAUGUCCGACCUUCUUGCAGCAGCGGAGGUCCGCAAACGCGACCAGCUGCGGGCUCAGGAGAAGAUGCUCGCCAAGGAACGCGAGGCGGAAGGAGACGAAUUUGCUGAUAAAGAAAAAUUCGUGACAGGGGCAUACAAGCGACAGCAGGAGGAGAUGCGUCAAUUGGAAGAAGAGGAGAAGUCAAGAGAGCAAGAAACAGAGGCACGUAAGAAGAGGGAAGGUGGCGGGAUGAAGGCCUUUUACAAGGAUUUACUUGGUCGAGAUGAUGAGAGACAUGCUCAAGUCAUGAAAGCCGUAGAGGAGGGGAAGGGCAAACAAAUUGGCCUUGAGGAUGAGACCAAGAAACAGGCAAAGAGUGAGACUGACGCGGCGCGAGAGAGGGGUGCCGCACUGAACGAGGAGGGCGAGAUUGUCGACAAAAGGCAACUACUAGGCGCUGGUCUCAACCCAGGUGGGGCCAAAAAGACCAGCCCUGCGGCGCAACGAGCGAGACCUGGCAACAGAAAUGCGGGUGGAAGAGGGGGCAAUCCAAGAGAAAGUGAGUCGAGAGCUUUUGAAGAGCAACUACUCGGAAAGCGAUCGCCGUCGCCAGAAGACAAAGACCGUGAGGGCAGAGCAGCCAAGAGCAGAAAGAUGGAGGAUGAAUUGCUGGCUAUGAUGGGAAGCCCAUGA
This is a messenger RNA of Bacidia gigantensis, 1107 nucleotides long. RefSeq lists its product as uncharacterized. The transcript has a single exon. The coding region runs from base 1 to 1107 and encodes 368 amino acids. Gene Ontology annotation, biological process: regulation of alternative mRNA splicing, via spliceosome. Lineage: Eukaryota; Fungi; Ascomycota; Lecanoromycetes; Lecanorales; Ramalinaceae. The record is from RefSeq and is a predicted model, not a curated record.